AUGGCGCCCGACUCCAACCGACUCGAACAAGGAGCUACUACAACAGCGGCAGGAGAAGGAAGCUGGAGAGUCCACGUGCACUUGCCCAAGCGACUGAUCGUCUCGUAUAUCCUUGACUGGGUACUUAUCAUUGGUAUCGCACUCAUUGGCUAUGGGUUCUCCCGGGUGUCUCCCAAUCAUAGACCAUUCUCUCUCACUGAUCCCAGCAUCUCCUUCCCGCACAGAGACCGUGAUACCGUAUCGGUCAGCGUGGUGGCGGUGGUCGCCUUGAUUGUCCCGGCUGUGAUUAUCCUCUGGGAGUGGAAUGCUGGAUGGCUGGGCUUGGCCAUAGCGUUGGCGGGGACGUGGAUGGCUACCGAAGGGCUGAAGGAUCUAUUUGGGAAACCACGACCGGAUAUGCUGGCUCGAUGCGACCCGGAUCUCUCCAAAAUCAAUGCCUUCGCUGUUAGCGGCUUAGGGUCGAGACUUGACGGUGCCCCUACCCUAGUAACGUGGGAGAUCUGCCGGAAUCAAGCGCGGGAGUUGGCCGUGGAUGGGUUCUCGAGUUUCCCCAGUGGGCAUUCUUCGUUUGCGUUCGCCGGAUUGACAUAUCUCACAUUGUGGCUCUGCACCAAGCUGUCGAUUGGGUUUCCUUAUCUCGCUCAUUCGCCGCUUAGCCCGGAUCUGCAGAAGCAGGAGCGUAGCACCAUCCGAAAGCAGGGAGCAGCCCCGCCGGUAUACCUGCUCGUUAUCGUCUUUGUUCCCCUAGCCGUGGCGUUUUUCAUAGCUGCCUCACGUUGGUUCGACUACCGCCAUCAUGGUUUCGAUAUAAUCUUUGGAUCAGUCAUGGGAAUCGUCUUUGCUUGGAUAGGUUUUCGGCUCUACCAUCUCCCUGUGAUGCGUGGUGCAGGCUGGUCCUGGGGAGCGAGGGACGGUACCCAUGCUUUCUUCCGAAGCGUGGGACUACCGAGCCAUGUCUGUGCGGACAAUUGGGCGACCGCGAGAUAUACAUCAACAGGAGUGGAGACCAGAGACCAGGAUGUUGACCUUGAGAGUGGGCGCAAGGCGGCAAGGGAUUAG
This is a messenger RNA of Aspergillus saccharolyticus JOP 1030-1, 1059 nucleotides long. RefSeq names its product phosphatase PAP2 family protein. The transcript has 4 exons. Gene Ontology annotation, molecular function: phosphatidate phosphatase activity. The record is from RefSeq and is a predicted model, not a curated record. The coding region runs from base 1 to 1059 and encodes 352 amino acids. Lineage: Eukaryota; Fungi; Ascomycota; Eurotiomycetes; Eurotiales; Aspergillaceae. Gene Ontology annotation, biological process: phospholipid metabolic process.